AGAAUUUACCCCCUCAUCUCCUACGGACUGGGGUCUCAGUGCAGAAGUAGCCGGGCAGGUGAGCUGAGACCAAGAUGAAGAAGUUUGUGGCAUUUUCCCUCUGUCUGGUCCUCCUGACCAUCUACACAGCAGAUGCAAACCCAAUCAUCAAGGAGAGCUAUGCUAAGCAACUUCUGCGGACCAAGAGGCAGAAGCCUGGCCACCCCGAUGAGCCAAUGAGGGAGCACUUGCUCCACAUGCAGGUUCUGGAUCAGAGGGCCCAGGAGAUCAACCUGGAACACUGGCUGAACCCCCACUGCUACCCCCGCUGUGACAGGAACUACGGACACCCUGUCUAACCCCCAGUGACCUCGCCUUGACUCCUCACAGCCCAGGAGAACAACUUUUUUUCUGUGUGGCGGAGGGCGCUGACGGCAAGAAUGAUGUCGACAACUGUGAUGACGACAUGAUGAUGAUGACUAUGAUAAUGAUAUGAGGGUGAAGCUCGGAGUGUAACUCUACCACAUGCAUUUCAUGAUGAAGCCUCAGCAGGGAACAUUAGUGGCCAUCAAUAGAGAUGUCCACAGCCUAUUCCAGCAGCAUUAGCGUAUAGGAAACGUGUUAAAUGAUGUUAACAUCAUAGAGGAUACAUAAUCAGUUUAUAUGUUGAUACAGUUAUGAGAAAUUAUACAUUGUAUUAUGUAAAACAAUGUUUAAAAAACAAUCAUUGAAUAAAUAAUCUAAUCAAAUUUUAAAAAAUG
Messenger RNA from Oncorhynchus kisutch (coho salmon), 740 nucleotides. RefSeq lists its product as uncharacterized. Lineage: Eukaryota; Metazoa; Chordata; Actinopteri; Salmoniformes; Salmonidae. The coding region runs from base 75 to 338 and encodes 87 amino acids. The record is from RefSeq and is a predicted model, not a curated record. The transcript has 4 exons.